Messenger RNA from Darwinula stevensoni, 1050 nucleotides. NCBI's taxonomy places the organism in Eukaryota, Metazoa, Arthropoda, Ostracoda, Podocopida, Darwinulidae. The record is from the annotation of a GenBank genome assembly.
AUGUGGAAGACGGGAGAUAGAGAGCGCCUGGGAACCAGGGUCGUUCGGCGCGACAGUCCCGGCCCGAAGAGGCGGAGGUCCUCCAAACUCCACCGAAGAGAUAGGAACGAGAUGGAUGCUCCGUCUCUUCCCUCCGCGUCGUUUCGUGCACGUUUGCCGGCGCGGAGGAGGAGGCGACGCCCGACUCGCUCCAACUCCCGCCAGAGGGGGGAGGGGGAGGCGCGGUUGUCUCUCCCGUUUUCACAGAUCGUUCUCGUCUCGACGACUCCUUCCCAGGCCGACCUAGGGCGCGGUCGUCUCCAUGACGACCCCAUGACGACCCCGACCCUGCCCUCACCCGAGAACGACGACCGAGCAUGCUUCGAGCGUGAUUUCUGCCCGAGCGAGGCGAAUGAUCAAAAUAUUUGCCUUCGAGAAGUUGCCCUCAAGGACGACCUCGACUCGGGACGUCGAGACGCGAUUGAACCCAGUGAAAAGAACUAUGCUUUCGACGCCGAACCUCGAGUCCGGAGGCCGGUGUCGUUGUCCUUCGUCGAGCGAUCCUCGCCCGGCCGGAUCGGUGAACGACUGGGUGCGAUUGUGUGCGUGCCGGAAGGAGGUCGAUCGGGGAUGGAUCGAUGGAGCGGGAGGGGUGCUCGGCGGCAGAGCUUCUCCCCUCCCGGUGCCUUUAGGUUGGAUUCAGUCGCUGUGGUGCUUUCGUCGGUGUGGGACGCGCUCGGGCGAGGUUCUCCCGGCUGGAACAGGAAAGCGCCUCGACCUGAACUCUGGCCCCUCUCCGACCCCUUUCAGAUCGAGGGAACCGGUUUGAUCUCGUGCCGCACGAUGACCCAGUACACCCUGCCCGUCUUGUACCUGAACCUGGGGGGCGAGAUGAUGUACAUCAUCCGCCAGCGCCUGGGCGCCCAGGAGAUCGAGCCGUCCAAAGUCAGCAAGGGUGAGGAGGUUCGUCAUCGUGCGCCUGGCGAGCGGCGAGCGUCGGGCUCUCUCGCUUUCGGAGACCGGAACCGAGAAAUCGUCUUAGGAGGCUGCCGGAUGAGAGGGUUCGGGUGA